Molecule: messenger RNA, 1758 nt
Organism: Exophiala dermatitidis NIH/UT8656
Lineage: Eukaryota; Fungi; Ascomycota; Eurotiomycetes; Chaetothyriales; Herpotrichiellaceae
Product: alpha-1,2-glucosyltransferase
Exons: 2
Coding region: 1-1758 (585 amino acids)
Biological process (GO): dolichol-linked oligosaccharide biosynthetic process; protein N-linked glycosylation
Cellular component (GO): endoplasmic reticulum
Molecular function (GO): dolichyl pyrophosphate Glc2Man9GlcNAc2 alpha-1,2-glucosyltransferase activity
Source: RefSeq, a predicted model, not a curated record
AUGUCAUACUUUACAAGCCCAGAAUUUCUCCGAGUGCUUGUUCUAGGCUUGGUCACGAGCGCGCAUAUGACAUGGCGACGGCUCGUCAACCAACUGGUGCCAGUGCCAUAUCUGGAUGAAUUCUUCCAUGUACCGCAGGUCCAAGCCUACUGGCUAGGCAAAUGGACACAGUGGGAUCCGAAAAUCACCACCCCACCGGGCCUAUAUAUCUACUCCUACAUUGUCAAUUCGAUCCGGGACUUCUUCUCAAAGGAGGACUUCAAACCAUCCGUGAACGAAUGGAGAUCCACGAACGUCCUCCUGCUCUACCUGUUGCUGGUCGCAUGCUACAUCCUCACCACGGUGCAAAGGCGGCCAGUCAACCACGAAGGCGUACUCCAGCGCGAAUUCGCCAUUAUUCUAUUCCCGUUGAUCUUCUUCUUCUCAGCCCUCUAUUAUACCGACCUCUUCAGCGUCUUCACCGUCGUGCUCACUCAUAUCUUCUGGACCGCCGGCAAUUCUGCGACCACGGGCAGUAGCAAAUUCAUUUUUCAGAUCCUCCACGUCGUCACUGGUCUGAUCAGCUUGGCCACGCGACAGACGAACAUUUUCUGGGUGGCCGUGUACCUGGGAGGACUUCAGGUUGUUGAAAGCGUCAAACGACGCCGUCAGAGUCACCAGGCUGAUCAUAACGAUACUACGAUCCAGAUCCACGAUCCUUCUGUACCUGAAGCAUACUUUGGAGACUACGUUAAGACCAGCAUAUCUCUCGUCCAGGCCAGCCUUACAAUGCUGCCACAACUCCUGCUCGACUUGUGGCCGCACCUCUGUCUUCUUGUAGCCUUCGGGGCCUUCGUUGCAUGGAACGGCGGCGUCGUCCUCGGCGACAAGGACAACCACGUGGCCACCAUCCACCUCGCUCAAAUGCUGUACAUCUGGCCCUUGAUCGUGUUUUUCUCCUGGCCCGUGCUACUUCCUCAAUUCGCGACUUUCAGCAAACAGCAUCGUCUGCCCCGACUGAGCACAUCGCUGGCUGUGCUCGCACUCAUGCUCAUCACGGUCCAUUUCAACACUGUUAUCCAUCCCUUCACACUCGCCGAUAAUCGCCAUUACACCUUUUACGUCUUCCGAAUUCUCAGGCGGCACUGGUCGCUGAAAUACGCCGCCGUUCCUGUCUACUUUGUAUGUGCAUGCUUGGUGCUGGGGGCUCUCGGUGGCGGCGGCUACGCCGGCUCCCCUAGAACAAAAACAACAACCGAGUCGAACAGAUUGGGUGUUGAGAAGAAGCCAGGGCAAGAGCGAUCCACCAAAAAGGUCCUGUAUGAAGCAAACGUUGACGAAGACGACACUGUGCGCGUGAGCUGGGUGCUCAUCUGGCUGGUUGCCACGUCCAUGUCCCUCGUCACCGCGCCGCUGGUCGAGCCUCGCUACUUCAUUGUCCCAUGGCUGACCUGGCGACUGGCGGUGCCUGAAUAUCGACACCCAUCAGCAGCUGCUGUUGUCAGCGCAGCGGAAGAAAAGAGGAAACCGUCGUCUCCAUCUUCGCAAAGUAGAACCGAUUCCUCGGUACGGGAGGCCGAGGCUGCGUCCACCCGUUCGAGCAGCAGCACCACGCCGGUGCCCGGCGUACAGGCCCUCCUACGCACUGCGGCGUCGUACUCGUUCCCACUUGAAUUACUAUGGUACCUGCUGGUCAACCUGGUGACCUGCUACGUCUUUCUGUACAAGGGUUUUGAGUGGCCACAAGAGCCAGGGAAUGUACAGAGAUUCAUGUGGUAA